Molecule: messenger RNA, 2028 nt
Organism: Rhododendron vialii
Lineage: Eukaryota; Viridiplantae; Streptophyta; Magnoliopsida; Ericales; Ericaceae
Exons: 3
Coding region: 1-2028 (675 amino acids)
Biological process (GO): DNA integration
Molecular function (GO): nucleic acid binding; RNA-DNA hybrid ribonuclease activity
Source: RefSeq, a predicted model, not a curated record
AUGUUAGAUGAACAAAUCGGCCAUACCGUGGAGGCCUACAUUGAUGACCUUGUAGUCAAAAGCAAGAAGGAAUCCAACCACCUCCGAGACUUGGCGGAAGUCUUCAACAUCCUCAAACUCCACAAGCUACGGCUAAAUCCUGAAAAAUGCGCGUUUAGGGUGAGCGCUGGGAAAUUCCUCGGACACCUGGUCACUCGUAGAGGCAUCGAGGCCGACCCCAACCAAAUCAAGGCUGUUCAAGAUUUGUGCCCACCUAGGACGAUCAAGGAAGGAAAAAGUCGAUGCAGCUUUGAAUGGACCCCGGAUUGUGACUCAGCCUUUGCCGAACUAAAGGACUACUUAAAUUCGACCCCGCUGUUGGUAAAACCGAAGGAGUUCGAAACUUUAUAUCUCUUCCUCGCCAUAUCCGCCCACGCAACCAGUUCUGCUCUUUUAGCCCUCGCUCUCGUUUCAGCGGCUAGAAAACUCCUGCCCUACUUUCAGUCACACCCUAUCGUCGUCUUAACUGAACAUUCCCUCAAGAGCCUCUUUCGAAAGGCUGAUCUAUCCAAUAGGGUUUCCAAGUGGGCAGUCGAGCUAGCAAACUUUGAUAUCCGGUUUGAACCACAAAUGGCAAUCAAAGGACAGGUUCUUGCUGAUUUCAUUGCUGAACUUACUCCAGAAGAUACUGAACUCCUCAACAUACCCAUCCCAACACAAACCGUCGCCGAGCAUCAACUGUCACCAGAACCUUGGCACCUUUUCCAAGGCGACAUAUGGCGUCUACAUGUUGACGGAGCGUCAAACAGCAACGGAGCAGGGGCCGGGGCCGGGGCCGGGGUCGUCCUAGUCUCCCCCUGUGGAACACUACACGAAAGUGCUAUCAGCAUCAACUUCCCCGCCACCAACAACGAAGCUGAAUAUGAAGCACUCCUAGCUGGCUUACGCUCUGUGGUCGCGAUGGAAAUUUCCAACCUUAUUGUUUACUGUGACUCCCAACUCAUCGUUAACCAAAUAUUGGGCGAUUAUGAGGCUCGGGAUCCGCGGAUGUCAAAAUAUCAGGCCACCACAGCCGAACUAAUCACCCACUUCCCCAAUUUCAAAAUCGAACAGAUCAACCGCGAACACAAUGCGCAUGCCGACGCACUCGCUGGCCUUGCCUCAGCUUCAAAAGCAACCGAAUUUCGGACAAUCAGCUUCGGCAACAUGGACUACCCAAGCUUUGAUACCACUUCAAAGGUUCUCAACGUUGAACUGGGCCCAAGCUGGAUGGACGAGAUCAUUGCGUUCCUCAAAAAUGAUACUCUGCCGGCAGACAAGAAGGAAGCUUAUCGUAUCAGGAAUAAAGCCGCUCACUACUGGCUCUCUGAGAGCGGCCAACUUUACAGGAAAUCUAUCUCUGGCCCAUACCUACUCGUGGUCCACCCAACACAGGUACCCGAAAUUCUCGCCGAACUUCAUUCAAGGAGUUGUGGUUGCCACUUCGGCGGCCGUUCACUUUGCCAAAGAGCAUUGAGUCAGGGAUACUUUUGGAAAAACAUGAAAAAAAACUGCGAAGACACAGUUCGCAAAUGCCGACCAUGCCAACUAUUUUCUCCCAUUCCAAAGCAACCCGCUCAGAACCUCUCCCCCAUCAUCAGUCCUUGGCCCUUUGCACAAUGGGGGCUUGAUAUCGUCGGAAAACUGCCAACAGCUCCAGGAGGAUUCAAGUUCCUGAUCACCACAACGGACUACUUCUCAAAAUGGGUAGAGGCCGAACCUCUCGUGACAAUCACUGAGGCUGAUGUCCGAAGAUUUGUCUGGCGAAACAUUGUUACAAGGUUCGGAGUCCCUUAUGCCAUUAUAUCAGACAACGGGAGCCAAUUCAUUGGUAAUGAGCUCACCAACCUCUGUGAAGAAUUUGGGAUACGUUUUUUCAACUCUACUCCAGCUUACCCCCAAGGGAAUGGACAAGCCGAGGCAACAAACAAAACUGUCUGCGCCGGGAUCAAGCGCCGGUUAAAAUCCAAGAGAGGAAAAUGGGCUGAAGAAUUACCACGUGUCCUCUGA